CAUUCAUGACCCAAUCGGAGCUCUGCCCCCCUUCCGAGCGGAUCUGAAUGGAUCAACAAGGAUGUGUGGGUGACUGGCUGGCUGGGACGAUGCGAUGCGAUGCGAUGUGAUGCGCCUGUUCUGCCUGCGAGUUAAAGACAUACCUUUCUCCGACGUCACUCCGUUUGUCUCGACACUGCCACCACUGACUCGCUCACUUUCCUGCCUACCUACCACCUACCUGCCAGCUGCCAGGGAGAAGCCGGGUUUACUUUCCGCCACUAAUAUCAUCUCAUCUCAUCUCAUCUCACCUCACCUUACCUUACCUCACCUUGCCCUUCGAUCUGGCCUCCCUUUUUUCAUUGUCGGGUUGAUUUAUCUCCUGUUACAACAAAAGUCCGCUCUACCCUCCCUCCUUUCCUCUAAUGCAGAGCCACGGCCGGAAUCCCGUUGAAAUUGUGAAAAUUCCUUCUAUGUGCACAAUCCUGCUGCUUUCCGUCCGACGCUGAAACAAAUCAAAACGCAUCGCUCCGGUGUUGG
Molecule: messenger RNA, 519 nt
Organism: Aspergillus heteromorphus CBS 117.55
Lineage: Eukaryota; Fungi; Ascomycota; Eurotiomycetes; Eurotiales; Aspergillaceae
Exons: 1
Coding region: 95-433 (112 amino acids)
Source: RefSeq, a predicted model, not a curated record